GGCGGCCCUCGGCGCGGGCGACCGCACCCCACGCGCUCCGCGGCCCCGCGCCCCGCGCCCCCGAGGGCUCGAGCGCGCGGCGGGCGGAUCCGGGCCCCGCGGCGAAGAGGCGGCGAGGAGGCGGCGAGGAGCGAGCAGAGCCGCGUGCGCGGACGCGCGGCCCCGGGUCCCUUCGCAGCUCGGCCGCCGCCGCCGCCGCCGCCGCCGCCCUCGGGCCGCCCGGGAGGGACCUGCGCCCGCCGCCGUCGGGGACGCGGCCUCCCUCCCGGCUGCAGCGCGGCCAGUCCGCGCGACGGCGCCCGCCCGCCAGGUGCCCGGAUGAGAAGGAGCUGACAACAGCAGAGUGUCACCUUCUCUGAGUGCUGGGAAGCAGGGCUGUGUGGCCCGAGUGGCACCAAUGCCGAAGAACAGCAAGGUGACCCAGCGUGAGCACAGCGGUGAGCAUGUCACGGAGUCGGUGGCCGACCUGCUGGCCCUUGAGGAGCCGGUGGACUACAAGCAGAGCAUCCUGAAUGUGGCAGGUGAGGCCGGCGGCAAGCAGAAGGCAGCAGAGGAGGAGCUGGAUGCGGAGGACCGGCCGGCCUGGAACAGCAAGCUGCAGUACAUCCUGGCCCAGAUCGGGUUCUCUGUGGGCCUGGGCAACAUCUGGAGGUUCCCCUACCUGUGCCAGAAAAAUGGAGGUGGUGCCUACCUAGUGCCCUACCUUGUGCUGUUGAUCAUCAUCGGGAUCCCACUCUUCUUCUUGGAGCUGGCUGUGGGCCAGAGGAUCCGCCGCGGCAGCAUUGGUGUGUGGCACUACGUGUGCCCCCGCCUGGGGGGCAUCGGCUUCUCUAGCUGCAUAGUCUGCCUCUUUGUUGGGCUGUAUUAUAAUGUGAUCAUCGGGUGGAGCAUCUUCUACUUCUUCAAGUCUUUCCAGUACCCGCUGCCCUGGAGUGAAUGUCCUGUCAUCAGGAAUGGGACUAUGGCAGUGGUGGAGGCAGAGUGUGAGAAGAGCUCAGCCACUACCUACUUCUGGUACCGAGAGGCCUUGGACAUCUCCAACUCCAUCUCGGAGAGUGGGGGCCUCAACUGGAAGAUGACCCUGUGCCUCCUGGUGGCCUGGAGCAUCGUGGGCAUGGCCGUCGUCAAGGGCAUCCAGUCCUCGGGGAAGGUGAUGUAUUUCAGCUCCCUAUUCCCCUAUGUGGUGCUCAUCUGCUUCCUGGUCCGGGGGCUGCUGCUGCGAGGGGCCGUCGAUGGCAUCCUGCACAUGUUCACCCCCAAGCUGGACAAGAUGCUGGACCCCCAGGUGUGGCGGGAGGCGGCCACCCAGGUCUUCUUUGCCCUGGGGCUGGGCUUCGGGGGCGUCAUCGCCUUCUCCAGCUACAACAAGCAAGACAACAACUGCCACUUUGAUGCUGCGCUGGUGUCCUUCAUUAACUUCUUCACCUCGGUGCUGGCCACCCUCGUGGUGUUUGCUGUGCUGGGCUUCAAGGCCAACAUCAUGAACGAGAAGUGUGUGGUCGAGAAUGCUGAGAAAAUCCUGGGGUACCUCCACACCAACGUCCUGAGCCGGGACCUCAUCCCUCCCCACGUCAACUUCUCGCACCUGACUGCCAAGGACUACACGGACAUGUACAGAGUCAUCAAGGCCGUGAAGGAGGACCGUUUCUCAGCCCUGGGCCUUGACCCCUGCCUUCUGGAGGACGAGCUGGACAAGUCCGUGCAGGGCACAGGGCUGGCUUUCAUCGCCUUCACCGAGGCCAUGACGCACUUCCCUGCAUCCCCCUUCUGGUCUGUCAUGUUCUUCCUCAUGCUCAUCAACCUGGGUCUGGGCAGCAUGAUUGGGACCAUGGCUGGCAUCACCACACCCAUCAUCGACACCUUCAAGGUGCCCAAGGAGAUGUUCACAGUGGGCUGCUGUGUCUUUGCAUUCUUCGUGGGGCUGUUGUUCGUCCAGCGCUCCGGGAACUACUUUGUCACCAUGUUUGAUGACUACUCGGCCACCCUGCCGCUCACCGUCAUCGUCAUCCUUGAGAACAUUGCCGUGGCCUGGAUCUAUGGAACUAAGAAGUUCAUGCAGGAGCUGACGGAGAUGCUGGGCUUCCGGCCCUAUCGCUUCUAUUUCUACAUGUGGAAGUUCGUGUCUCCACUGUGUAUGGCUGUGCUCACCACGGCCAGCAUCAUCCAGCUGGGGGUCACACCCCCGGGGUACAGCGCCUGGAUCAAGGAGGAGGCUGCCGAGCGCUACCUGUACUUCCCCACCUGGGCCAUGGCCCUGCUCAUCACCCUCAUCGUCGUGGCCGCCCUGCCCAUCCCCGUGGUGUUCCUUCUGCGACACUGCCACCUGCUCUCCGACGGCUCCAACACCCUGUCCGUGUCCUACAAGAAGGGCCGCAUGAUGAAGGACAUCUCCAACCUGGAGGAGAACGACGAGACCCGCUUCAUCCUCAGCAAGGUGCCCAGUGAGGCGCCCUCCCCCAUGCCCACCCACCGCUCCUACCUGGGGCCCGGCAGCACGUCCCCCCUGGAGACCGGCGGCAACCCCAACGGACGCUAUGGGAGCAGCUACCUCCUGGCGGGGACCCCGGAGUCGGAGCUGUGACAGCCUGCCCCCGCCCCGCCCGCCCUGGACCCGCCCUCGCCCCGCCCCUUCUGCCCAGGGGUUGGGGGCUGCCCUCCUCACCCACCCUGCUCCCAGCCCGCUUCCCCUACACCUGAGCAGGGCCUCGGAGACACCGCCCCCAGCCCAGGCUCCCACCCUGUCUAACCUCCGGAUCCUCUCACCGAGUUGCAGGCCACUAACGGGAAGAGCCCUGAUUCCCAGCACUGGGAGACAGCGAGUGGCCACUGUAGGGGCGCCCCCCACCCUCUCUCCCUGUAACCUGGCACCUGUGGUUCCGAGGCCCUGGGCAACCUCUGUGCUGCCCAGUGGUGGUGAGAGGCACUGGGUGGGGCAGGGUGCGGUGUGGGGCGUCCCAGAGGGCGCUGAUUUAAGGUUGGGGACGGGAUCAUUGUGCAGGGACGCAGGGCCCAGACUUGGCAUGGAAUCUGGUAGAAGGCCCCAGGUUGUUUGGUGAGGCAGCUGGAGCUCUCUGGCUUGAGCUCAAGCCUUGGCAGCAGGAGGGCAGUGGGGAUGGGGGCCUCUCAGCCUGGGACUCUGGGUGCACUGUCCCCUGUCCUUGACCCACCUGGGGCAGGGUGUGUCCUGCAUCCUGCCUGGGAGGGCGGUGAUCGCCUGGGGCCCUUCCCCAUCUCCAGGAGGGCUUGGCCUGCCCUCUCCAUCCCCACCCUGGAGGCCACAGUAGUAGCCUGGGCCUCCUUCCUGGGGGGGGGGGGCGGGGGUGCAGUACACAGGUUUCCAGAGCACCCUUGAGGGUUCACAGCACAAUUCAGAUGGUUUGGAGCACAAUUGUGAAGCACACUCCCUCUCUCACCUGGGGCCCAACUUUCUUGCUAGCGGCAGCUUCUCUCCUGGAAUGGAGGGUCCCUGGAGUUCAGGGGCUUGUACCCAGGAAACCUCGCCCCUGGGGAAAGAUGGAUAAUUUCACUGCCCCUGUUGGGCUGCCACUCACUCUCCUUGUGCAAGCACAGUCAGCAUGGCGUGUACAUCGUGUGCAAAUACCUCGGGAGCCUUCCCCAAGAUGCCCAGCCCUGUGGAGGGGAGGCCGUGGGCAGUGCUGUGGACGCAGGAGCCUGCCGAGACGAAGGGCCGGGUCUCUGUCCUGGGGCCCAGUGCCCCCAGCCUCCCACCCACCCUGACCUGAGGCCUCCCCUGGAAGCGGGCUGCUGUCAGAGUACAGGCCGGGAGGAUCCGAACCUGGCUGGACACAGUGCCUGCAAAGGGAUGGAUGGACUGGUGGCAGGAUGGUUGCAUGGGUGCGCGGGUGCGGAUGAAUGGAAGGCGGGCAGGCAGGCGGGACCCCAGGACUCCAUCUCUGAGGGCUGCCGUGGGGAGAGCAGCGGCAGGUCACAGCGCUAGGUCUGGGCAUCUUCAACUGAAGGCCGUGCGUUCGUCUCGUGUUCUCAGCAAGGGGAGGGACAGACUAGGUCCAGAGUUCCCUCCCUCAUCCCUCAGCCGCUCAGUUCCCCCCUCUUGCCUGAAGGGGGUCCAUCCUCCCACCCUGCCAUUUCCUUUACUCACCCCUCCCCCAUCUGCUCCCGUUUCCAGCCCUCUGGCCACACCUGUCCUUUCUGAGCAUGAUGCGGGGGAGGAGACCCACGUCUCCCUAAAGACAUGAGCCUUCGGGGCACCACAUCCCACCUUAGCCACCCUCACCUCACACCUCCUACCUGGCCCCCAUGCCUAAUCCCAGCAGAUUUAGCAACAGGAGAAGCAAGGCCCCAGGAGAGACACUCUACUAUAUAUACUCUCUACAUAUUCUAUUUCUAUUGUAUAUUCAAUCUGUACAUGUGGGUGUAAAUGCUGUUAACUGACAAACCCAAUAUUAUACUGUGGCUGGUGGACUAUUUUCAUCCUCAGUGCUGUACAGAUCUAUUUUCAUUGUAUAUUUGAUAUAUUUUUAAUUUUGUAGCGUGUGGCUGGGCCAGGCCCCAGCCUGCCAGCCUGCAGUAGGGCGGCUGAGCUGGGAUGUCUGCUGGUUCCUAGGGGCUGGGUAGUCCUUGUAGCCUUUCUCCGUAGGCCAGGCCCUGUCCCGGCUGUGUCUCUGCUGCGUUAGACACGGGGCCUGGAGCUUGGUGUAUGCGUGUGUGCGCGUGUAUGUGUGUGGCGUGUGCACAUCCGUGGGCGUGGGUGUGUGUAGGGUGAUUUGUGAUUCCCAGUGUUCACCGCUUUCCUGAAGACCACACCGCCCUCCCCCGGCCUCCUUCUCCUCCCGGCUGUGAGGCAAGGCCUCGGGGCAGGGUGCUGUGGGGAAAGGCAGGUGUUUCUUGCCGGUGACUCACUGCCUGCACACCACUGGGCUUGCGGGGGAAAC
Messenger RNA from Nyctereutes procyonoides (raccoon dog), 4913 nucleotides. RefSeq names its product solute carrier family 6 member 17 (gene SLC6A17). Bases 398 to 2581 code for a protein of 727 amino acids. The record is from RefSeq and is a predicted model, not a curated record. The transcript has 12 exons. Gene Ontology annotation, cellular component: synaptic vesicle; plasma membrane. Lineage: Eukaryota; Metazoa; Chordata; Mammalia; Carnivora; Canidae. Gene Ontology annotation, biological process: sodium ion transmembrane transport; proline transport; alanine transport.